AUGGCUACCAAGAGAACCCUUCUUCAAAGACAGUUGGAUGAUUCAUCAUCCGAUGAUGAUGAUGAGUUGGAGAUCGUAGCGGCUGCUGCAAUUGUGAACAACUUUGUCAAUGUUAAGAAGAAACACGGUGGCUCUGUCAAAGGCCGUAGAUUUCUUCGUCGUGAUAGAGAAGGCGGGCAUGAGAGGAUGUUUCAAGAUUAUUUGACGGUGAAUCCAACAUAUGGCCUUGAAAUAUUUCGUCGAAGGUAUAGGAUGUCUAGGGAGCUUUUCGUACGCAUAAUGAAUGCCGUAGAAGCACACGAUGAUUACUUUGUGCAGAAAAGGAACGCGGCCAAUGUACUUGGUUUGUCUUGCUUCCAAAAAAUCACGGCCGCAAUGCGUAUGAUGACUUAUGGGGUUCCUGCUGAUGCGACAGAUGAGUACGUUCGCAUCGGUGAAAGUACAGCACUAGAGAGUUUGCGAAGGUUUGUUGAAGCAGUUGAUGAAAUAUUUGGAGAAGAAUAUCUCAGAUAUCCCAAUGAGGCAGACACCGCGCGAUUACUUGCAAUUGGUGAGCAAAAAGGUUUUCCAGGAAUGCUAGGGUCAAUAGAUUGUAUGCAUUGGGCAUGGAAGAACUAUCCGUAUGAGAAACAGGGUCAAUACAAGGGUCAUGUGGAGAAACCAACUAUCAUUUUGGAGGCUGUUGCUUCGGACGACCUUUGGAUAUGGCAUGCUUUCUUUGGGAUGCCAGGGUCUCAUAACGAUAUCAAUGUUCUUCAUAGGUCUCCUUUGUUUGAUAAUUUGGCAGAAGAUGGCAUAUACCCCACAUGGGCUACAUUAGUGAAGUCCAUCACUGCUCCUAUGGGGAACAAGAGGCAAUAUUUUGCAAAAGCACAAGAAGCAGCCAGGAAGAUGGUUGAGAGAGCAUUUGGAGUCCUUCAAUCUAGAUAUGCCAUUGUUCGAGGGCCGGGUCGCAUGUGGGAUAUUGAAACAUUAUCAAAAAUUAUGAGAGCUUGUGUGAUUAUGUACAACAUGAUUGUCGAAGACGAAGGAUUCGUUGUUGAUCCUAACGAGCGUUUUGAGUACGGCGGUCAAAAUGUGGAGCCCGAACAUGGAAAGCCUACUCGUUCGCUUGAGGAAUACAUUGAAGCUCAAAGGAAGAUCAGAGACAAAGACACAUAUGUGCAAUUGAAAGAAGACCUCAUCGAACAUCUGUGGAACAAUCAUCCAGAUUUAUACUCGUAUAAUAUAUGAUAUAGUUAUCCACACAUUUAUAUUUCAUCCAUACAUUUUAAUUUAUAUUUCAUCCA
Sorghum bicolor (sorghum) is the source of this 1289-nucleotide messenger RNA. RefSeq lists its product as uncharacterized. The record is from RefSeq and is a predicted model, not a curated record. The coding region runs from base 1 to 1233 and encodes 410 amino acids. Lineage: Eukaryota; Viridiplantae; Streptophyta; Magnoliopsida; Poales; Poaceae. The transcript has 3 exons.